AUGGCAAGAAUCAUAAUUACACUCUCUCUUUUCUUCCUCUUCUCUCUGUUCUCUCAUCAAACCGUGUCUCAACCUAAACACAUUAUUACUUUCUGCAAUCCUAUCGAAAACUUUACACAUACCAGUUCAUACGAAGCAAACCGUGACACUUUACUCUCUUCACUCCGAGAAUCUUCCUCUCUCAGAACUUAUUCUAACGUCGGUCUUAGUCCUGACACAGUCCAUGGCAUGUUCCUCUGUAGAGGAGACACCACUGCAACAUCUUGCUCAGAGUGCGUUCAAACCGCAACAAUAGAGAUCGCUACAAACUGUAGUCUUAACAAAGAAGCGGUCAUAUACUAUGAAGAGUGUAUGGUUUGAUACUCCAAUGUUUCUUUCUUCUCUGAACUUGAGGUCAGACCAGGAAUCAUUCUUUACCUUCCCCGUUCUACUCCAAACUCAAAUAAGUUCAACCAAACACUCUUUGAUAAAUUCAACAAAUUGAUCUGCAACGUAUCUUCGUCUUCUUUGAUUCCAUAUUUUGUGACUCACUCAGAGGGUUCUUAUGUGUUAGAGUCGAUUCAGUGUAGCCCUGAUCUUGAUCUGUUAAACUGUACUGUUUGUCUCAGAUUUGCGUUCUUAAGAGUUUCAACUUGUUGCGGUUUACCAACUUCGGCUCUUGUCUUUACUCCAAAAUGUCUUUUGAGGUAUAAAACCUCUGUUUUGCCUUCUCCAACGUCGUCUCCGUCAUCUCCUCCGCCUCUAUCUCCGCCGCCUCUACCAUCCCGGCUCAAUUCGCCACCUCCAUCUUCAUCGCAAACACCUCAACCACCACCGCCGCCACUGCUUUUCACGCCGCCACAGAACGUUCCAAGUCUUAGUGGAUCGUUUUCUUUUAACGUUAUAAAAGGAAACGAAAUAUUUGGGAGAAUUGUUGUUACAAUGGCGGCUUUGGUGUUUGCAUUUGUGGAUUUGUGA
Molecule: messenger RNA, 957 nt
Organism: Eutrema salsugineum
Lineage: Eukaryota; Viridiplantae; Streptophyta; Magnoliopsida; Brassicales; Brassicaceae
Product: cysteine-rich repeat secretory protein 9-like
Source: RefSeq, a predicted model, not a curated record